AUGCUGCGAUACCCACGUCAAGACGAUACGCAGGAUGAAACUAGUGUAUCACAGACCACGAUUGUUGAUUGGUUCAAUUUUUGCCGUGAGGUCUGUGUGUUCUGGGCUGAGAAACACAGCGAAAAGCUUGGUGGCCCAGGACGCACAGUUGAAAUAGACGAGGCAAAAUUUGGACGACAAAAAUACAAUCGUGGUCGACUGAUCAAAGGUCAGUGGAUUUUCGGAGGAUACGAGCGAGAUACGAAAAAAAUUUUCAUCGUUCCAGUGGAGGAUCGGACAGAAAAAACGCUCCUGGCAUGCAUCAAACAGUGGAUCAUGCCAGGAACAACGGUUGUGUCAGAUUGUUGGAAGUCUUACAAUUGUUUAAGCAAUAAGGGCUUCCAACAUCUGACAGUCAACCAUUCUUACAACUUUGUCGAUCCUGAAACCGGCGCACAUACUCAACAUAUAGAACGCGUUUGGAGAGAAGUUCGGGGAAAUAUACCAAAGUUUGGAACAAAAUCCGAACAUUUUAUUGGAUAUUUGUCCGAAUUUCUGUUCAAACGCGUCUAUAGCCGGCUGGAACGAAUAGAAGUUUUUUUUUAA
Molecule: messenger RNA, 585 nt
Organism: Linepithema humile (Argentine ant)
Lineage: Eukaryota; Metazoa; Arthropoda; Insecta; Hymenoptera; Formicidae
Source: RefSeq, a predicted model, not a curated record